This is a messenger RNA of Pteropus alecto (black flying fox), 1723 nucleotides long. RefSeq names its product WW domain binding protein 4 (gene WBP4). Lineage: Eukaryota; Metazoa; Chordata; Mammalia; Chiroptera; Pteropodidae. Gene Ontology annotation, cellular component: nucleus; precatalytic spliceosome. Bases 1 to 1440 code for a protein of 479 amino acids. The transcript has 11 exons. Gene Ontology annotation, molecular function: protein binding; zinc ion binding; RNA binding. The record is from RefSeq and is a predicted model, not a curated record. Gene Ontology annotation, biological process: mRNA splicing, via spliceosome.
AUGACCUGUUUAAGAAUUGCUCGACAAUUCUUGCGACGCUGUCUGAAGUCUGUGAGUGAUAUGUACCAUCAAGAAUGUAUGACUCUAAACUCCGAGCACAGAGAAGAUGAAAGAUCUACACAGGUCAUACAGCUGACCACAGGGGCCAACAUACGAUUCUAUUCAGUAUUCUACACACUACACCCUAACAGGAAGAACCUGAACAUCAGUAACUUUCAAACGCAUCUGAUGGUGCUUGGUGUAGGCUGGGCGAUUGUGAAACUUCAGGGUUGGCCUGUGGCCACUGCUGAGCUCCUCCGCCCUGGAGGCGGCCAGCCCGGGGCAGACUACUGGAAGUCACAACCAAAGAAAUUCUGUGAUUACUGCAAGUGCUGGAUAGCGGACAAUAGGCCUAGUGUUGAAUUUCAUGAAAGAGGAAAAAAUCAUAAGGAAAAUGUGGCAAAGAGGAUCAGCGAGAUUAAACAGAAAAGCCUGGAUAAGGCAAAGGAGGAAGAAAAGGCAUCAAAGGAGUUUGCUGCAAUGGAGGCAGCUGCCCUGAAAGCAUACCAAGAGGAUUUGAAAAGGCUUGGCUUAGAGUCAGAAAUUACAGAGCCAGCCACAUCACCAGUAACCAGCACUGUCCCACCCACACCCACCUCUGGAUCAAAUCAGAAAGAAAAGAAGAAGAAGAAAAAAGACCCUUCAAAAGGCAGAUGGGUAGAAGGCAUAACCUCUGAGGGUUACCAUUACUAUUAUGAUCUCAUCACAGGAGCAUCUCAGUGGGAGAAACCUGAAGGAUUUCAAGGAAACUUAAAAAAGACAGCAGCAAAGGCCAUUUGGGUAGAAGGUUUAAGUGAAGACGGCUAUACCUAUUAUUAUAAUACAGAAACAGGAGAAUCCAGAUGGGAAAAACCUGAUGAUUUCAUUCCACACACUGGCGAUCUGAGUUCUAGUAAAGUCAAUGAAAAGGCACUUGGCACCGUAGAAGAGUCCAAAUCAUCAGAUUCGCAUAGCGGCUCUGAUGGGGAACAGAAAGCAGAAAAAGGAGAGGUCUCCACACAAACACCAAAGCUAAAAAUAAAGUUUAAGGAAAAAAAUAAAAAUAGUGUUAAAGGAACUGAACCAGAAAAACAGAAAGAAAAAAAUAUCCAAGAAGAGAAUUCAUCAGGUCCAAAGGAAGAAAAAUCCAAAGCUCAUAAAAAAUCAAACCCCUAUGGAGAAUGGCAAGAAAUUAAACAGGAAGUCGAGUCUCAUGAGGAGGUAGACUUGGAACUUCCAAGCCCUGAAAAUGAAUAUGUAUCAACUUCAGAAGCUGAAGCUGGGGUACCCAAAGUAGUUUUUAAAGAAAAAACAGUCACUUCACUUGGAGUCAUGGCAGAUGGAGUGGCCCCAGUCUUCAAAAAGAGAAGAAUUGAAAAUGGAAAAUCUAGAAAUUUAAGACAACGAGGUGAUGACCAAUAACUGUAAAAGAGCUUUUUAUACCUGCUUUUUGGACAGAAUAGAGACUCCGCAUCUUAAAAGCUUCUCUGUUAUUUCUAAAUACUUUAAGCUAAAAAUUUAGAUUUAUUCUAAAUGUAUUUUAUGUGAAUUUAAAAUAAAUCUUUUCAUGUGAAAUUUAUUUUUGUUCCUAAAAUGGAAGCCUACCACAUUGCAUUGUAAUACAGUGUAUUAUGUUCAGUGUCUAAAAAAUGCUAAUUAUGUCAUAAGAUGCUAUGUAUCUGUUAUUUAAAACAUAGAAAAGCAA